Vitis riparia (riverbank grape) is the source of this 1173-nucleotide messenger RNA. Its product is annotated as soluble inorganic pyrophosphatase 1. Gene Ontology annotation, biological process: phosphate-containing compound metabolic process. Gene Ontology annotation, cellular component: cytoplasm. The coding region runs from base 164 to 832 and encodes 222 amino acids. Gene Ontology annotation, molecular function: inorganic diphosphate phosphatase activity; magnesium ion binding. The record is from RefSeq and is a predicted model, not a curated record. Lineage: Eukaryota; Viridiplantae; Streptophyta; Magnoliopsida; Vitales; Vitaceae. The transcript is spliced from 9 exons.
CCUACCCUCUUUUUCCUCUCCUCUGCGGCCAUUACUAAUAGGGUGCAGUUGGACUUUAGUGCCUCCAAGAAUUGACCAGCACCUGUUUGCUUGCCUCUCUCUAACCAGUCCUCUUCAACUUCUUCCUCUUCUUCUUCAAUCCCAGGAUCCCAGGAUCCCAGAGAUGAGUGAUCAAGUGAACAAACAUGAGGCUCAAGAAACACAUGCUCAAGAAACUCAACUGCAACAACACUCAGUUCCCCGUCUGAAUGAGAGGAUCCUCUCAUCCCUGUCAAGGAGAUCUGUUGCUGCACAUCCUUGGCAUGAUCUUGAGAUUGGACCAGGAGCACCCCAGAUUUUCAACUGUGUUGUUGAGAUAACAAAAGGAAGUAAGGUCAAAUAUGAACUUGACAAGAAGACAGGUCUGAUUAAGGUUGAUCGAGUUUUAUAUUCGUCAGUGGUCUACCCUCAUAACUAUGGUUUCAUCCCUCGCACAUUAUGUGAAGACAAUGACCCAAUGGAUGUCUUAAUCCUCAUGCAGGAGCCAGUCCUUCCUGGUUGUUUCCUGCGAGCUAGAGCCAUUGGAUUAAUGCCCAUGAUUGAUCAGGGAGAGAAAGAUGAUAAGAUCAUUGCAGUUUGCGCUGAUGAUCCUGAGUAUAGGCAUUACACUGACAUCAAAGAGCUGGCCCCUCAUCGCCUUGCUGAGAUCCGACGUUUCUUUGAAGAAUAUAAGAAAAAUGAGAACAAAGAGGUUGCAGUUAAUGAUUUCCUCCCGUCAACCAGUGCUGUUGAAGCCAUCCAGUACUCAAUGGACCUUUAUGCUGAAUACAUUAUGCAAACCCUGAGGCGCUAGGCACAUAAGCCAAAUAUUUCUUUUAUCCCAAUAUGCUGUUUUGUCAGCAAAACUUAUGAAAAAUUUUCACCCAUUACUUCUUGGAACUUUUGGGUAAUCAGUCAUGCUGGUUGGGUUCAAUAAUCCUGUGAGAGAUAAUGAUUGAUGGAAUUUAUUAGAAUUAUAAUCCAGGGAUUUUUUUUAAGUAUCUGUGUAUCACAUUAAUCCCUUUGUUCAAGGGUAAAAAAGUUCCUCAGGCUUCUAAAGCAAUUGGACUCAUCCAGUUCAAGUUGUACCAGUGUGCUUGAUUGAAAUCCUAAGACUUGAAUGUGUUAAAUUGAUUCAGUUAUGUUUCAUCCCAA